GUCAGUUAAUAGAAAUGUUUAAAAAUGUUGAAGAGCUGAAGGAAGAACUGAGGAGAACGACGGGCAUGUCCAAUAGGAGUAUUGACAGUCUGCUGGCCCUUCCUAUCCCUGAUAACAGAGCUGAGAUUAUUUCUCGUGUGUUCUGGUUGCAUUCUUGUGAUGCUAAUAUGACCUAUUCCAAAAUGGAGAAUGCAAUGAAGGAAUUCUGCAGCCUGCCUCUUCCAGAAAGAUCCCGGCAGUCUUACCUCAUUGGACUCACCCUCCUGCACUACUUGGACAUUUACAACUUCACAUACAAGGUGUUUUUCCCUAGGGAAGAUCAAAAGCCAGUAGAAAAGAUGAUAGAACUCUUCCUGAGGCUAAAAGAGGUUCUCAAUCAGAUGGCUUCCGGCACACAUCCGCUGCUAGAUAAAAUGACAUCCCUGAGACAAAUGCAUCUGCCCAGAAGUGUUCCAUUAACACAGGCAAUGUACAGAAGCAACCGGAUGAACACACCCCAAGGAUCAUUUAGCACCAUCUCCCAAGCAUUGUGUUCCCAAGGAAUCACCACUGAAUAUUUAAUUGCCUUGCUGCCCUCUUCUCAAAGGCAAAAAGGCAACCACACCAAGGAUUUUUUGACUUAUAAAUUAAGCAAAGAACAGAUUGCUUCCAAAUAUGGAAUUCCCACACAUACCAGUCCUGAGUACAUUUUUCCCUCCAACAUUGAGCCUGAACCUAAAGAUCUCACAGUUGGGGUUGCCCUGCAUGGGGUCACAAAGAUCUAUGGCUCAAAAAUUGCUGUUGAUAACCUCAAUCUGAACUUUUAUGAAGGACACAUUACUUCAUUGCUGGGGCCCAAUGGAGCCGGGAAAACUACUACAAUCUCCAUGUUGACUGGGCUAUUUGGAGCCUCAGCAGGUACCAUCUUUGUUUAUGGAAAAGAUCUCAAAACAGACCUACACACUGUACGGAAGAACAUGGGGGUCUGUAUGCAGCAUGAUGUCUUGUUUAGUUACCUCACUACCAAGGAACACCUGCUCUUAUAUGGCUCCAUCAAAGUUCCUCACUGGACUAAAAAGCAGCUGCACGAGGAAGUAAAAAGGACACUAAAAGAUACUGGACUGUAUAGCCAUCGUCAUAAGAGAGUUGGAACAUUGUCAGGAGGAAUGAAGAGGAAGUUAUCCAUAUCUAUAGCUCUUAUCGGUGGAUCACGGGUAGUCAUUUUGGAUGAACCAUCCACUGGAGUUGACCCAUGUUCUCGCCGAAGCAUUUGGGAUGUUAUAUCCAAGAACAAAACUGCCAGAACAAUCAUUCUGUCGACGCACCAUUUGGACGAAGCUGAAGUGCUGAGUGACCGCAUCGCCUUCCUGGAGCAGGGCGGGCUGCGCUGUUGUGGGUCACCAUUUUACCUCAAGGAAGCAUUUGGUGAUGGGUACCACCUCACGCUCACCAAGAAAAAGAGUCCAAACCUAAGUGCAAAUACAGCAUGCGACACGACAGCCGUGACAGCAAUGAUCCGAUCGCACCUCCCUGAAGCCUACCUCAAGGAGGACAUCGGGGGAGAGCUGGUGUAUCUGCUUCCUCCAUUUAACACCAAAGUCUCAGGGGCCUACCUGUCACUCCUGAGGGCACUGGACAAUGGCAUGGGUGACCUCAACAUCGGGUGCUACGGUAUUUCAGACACCACCGUGGAAGAGGUCUUUCUGAACUUGACUAAACAGUCACAAAAAAAUAGCAGUAUGAGUCUUGAGCACUUAACACAAAAGAAAAUUGGAAAUCCCGGUACCAAUGGCAUCUCAGCUCCCGAUGAUUUAUCUGUGAGCAGCAGCAGUUUUACAGACAGAGAUGACAAAAUCCUGACGAGGGGAGAGAGGUUGGGUGGUUUUGAUCUGUUACUGAAGAAGAUCAUGGCUAUCCUCAUUAAGAGGUUCCACCACACCCGCAGGAACUGGAAAGGUCUCAUUGCUCAGGUUAUCCUCCCCAUCGUCUUUGUCACCACUGCCAUGGGCCUUGGCACACUGAGAAAUUCUAGCAACAGUUAUCCAGAGAUCCAGAUCUCCCCAUCUCUCUACGGUACCUCUGAACAGACAGCCUUCUAUGCGAAUUCUCACCCAAGCACACAAGCCCUGGUCUCAGCACUAUGGAACUUCCCUGGCAUCGACAACAUGUGUUUGAACAUCAGUGAUCCAAGGUGUUUAAAGGAAGACAGUCUGGGAAAAUGGAACACCAGUGGGGAGCCUAUCACUAAUUUUGGUGUUUGCUCCUGCUCAGAAAAUAUCCAGGAGUGUCCUAAAUUUAACUAUUCUCCACCUCAUAGAAGAACUUACUCUUCUCAAAUAAUUUACAACCUCACUGGGCACCGCUUGGAAAAUUAUCUUAUAUCAACUGCUAAUGAGUUUAUGCAAAAGAGGUAUGGAGGUUGGAGUUUUGGGUUGCCUUUGACUAAAGACCUUCGUUUUGAUAUAACAGCAGUUCCUGCCAAUAGAACACUUGCUAAGGUAUGGUAUGAUCCAGAAGGCUAUCACUCACUUCCAGCUUACCUCAACAGCUUGAAUAAUUUCCUCCUGCGAGUUAACAUGUCAAAAUACGAUGCUGCCCGACAUGGCAUCAUCAUGUAUAGUCAUCCCUAUCCAGGAGUGCAAGACCAAGAACAAGCCACAAUGAGCAGCUUAAUCGAUAUUUUAGUGGCGCUCUCCAUCCUGAUGGGCUACUCUGUCACCACGGCCAGCUUUGUCACCUAUGUUGUAAGGGAGCAUCAGACCAAAGCCAAGCAGCUGCAGCACAUCUCAGGCAUUGGUGUGACAUGCUACUGGGUGACAAACUUCAUUUAUGACAUGGCCUUCUACUUGCUACCCGUAACAUUUUCAAUUGGUGUCAUUGCAAUUUUCAAGUUACCUGCCUUCUACAGUGGAAACAACCUAGGCGCCGUAUCUCUCCUGCUUCUGCUGUUUGGGUAUGCCACAUUUUCUUGGAUGUACUUGCUGGCUGGGCUCUUCCGUGAAACAGGAGUGGCUUUCAUCACUUACGUCUGCAUCAACCUCUUUUUUGGCAUCAAUUCCAUUGUUUCCCUGUCAGUGGUAUACUUUCUUUCCAAGGAAAAGCCUAAUGAUCAGACUUUAGAACUUAUUUCUGAAACCCUCAAGCGCAUUUUCCUGAUUUUUCCACAAUUCUGCUUUGGCUAUGGUUUGAUUGAACUUUCUCAACAACAGUCGGUCCUAGACUUCUUAAAAGCAUAUGGAGUGGAAUACCCAAGUGAAACCUUUGAGAUGGAUAAACUAGGUGCAAUGUUUGUGGCUUUGGUUUCUCAGGGCACCAUGUUCUUUUCCUUGCGGCUCUUAAUCAAUGAAUGGCUAAUAAAGAAAUUCAGACUCUUCUUCAGAAAAUUUAAUUCUUCACCUGUAAUGGAGACAAUAGAUGAAGACGAAGAUGUGCAGGCUGAGAGAUUCAGAGUGGAGAAUGGUGCAAGUGAAUUUGACCUGGUCCAGCUGCAUCGUCUCACAAAGACCUACCAGCUGAUCCACAAGAAGAUUAUAGCUGUAAACAAUAUCAGCAUUGGGAUACCCGCUGGGGAGUGCUUUGGCCUUCUUGGGGUGAAUGGAGCAGGAAAGACAACUAUCUUCAAGAUGCUGACAGGAGACAUAAUUCCUUCAAGUGGAAAUAUUCUGAUAAGAAAUAAAACUGGCUCCCUGGGUCAUGUUGACUCACACAGCUCCCUGAUUGGAUACUGCCCUCAGGAAGAUGCCUUAGAUGACCUGGUGUCUGUGGAGGAACACCUGUAUUUCUACGCCAGGAUACAUGGAAUUCCAGAAAAAGAUAUUAGAGAAACUGUACAUAAACUCCUUAGGAGACUUCACCUGAUGCCCUACAAGGACAGAGCUACCUCUUUGUGCAGUUACGGCACAAAAAGAAAAUUAUCCACCGCACUGGCCUUGAUAGGGAAACCUUCCAUUCUCCUGCUGGAUGAGCCGAGCUCUGGGAUGGAUCCUAAGUCGAAACGGCAGCUCUGGAAGAUCAUUUCAGAAGAAGUGCAGAAUAAAUGUUCCGUCAUCCUCACAUCUCACAGCAUGGAAGAAUGUGAGGCUCUCUGUACCAGGUUGGCCAUUAUGGUGAAUGGAAGAUUCCAAUGUAUUGGAUCUUUGCAGCAUAUAAAGAGCAGGUGAGGGGCACCUGGCUUUCUCCUGAAGGUCAAGAACAAGUCAAGGAUAUCCACUCUCACCACUUUUAUUCAACAUAACUUCAAGUUAUAUUACAAAGAUCAGCACCUCAGCAUGCUAGAGUAUCAUGUGCCAGUCACGGCGGGAGGAGUAGCAAACAUUUUUGAUCUGCUAGAAACCAACAAGGCUGCUUUAAAUAUCACAAAUUUCUUAGUGAGUCAGACUACCCUGGAAGAGGCAAUUAUGGCUUUACUGACCCAGAAAAUUUACCCUUUGACUUAUAAUCAACUACUAGGACCAUGUCUGACACAAAGUAGACUCUCAGUUUCUAGAGGAAUCUAUGACUAA
Messenger RNA from Leptonychotes weddellii (Weddell seal), 4481 nucleotides. The record is from RefSeq and is a predicted model, not a curated record. Lineage: Eukaryota; Metazoa; Chordata; Mammalia; Carnivora; Phocidae.